CGUGACGUCACAACGCUGCGCCGCGAUCCUGCAUUUGUGAUAAGGUUGAGCAAAGAAAAACUCCUGGACAUGCGACUGAGCUCCAUGUGACACACCAUUAUAAAAAUGGCGUUUAUUAAAGAGGAGAGUGAAGAUGUGAGGAUUGAAGAAGCAUUCAGUGUGAAACAUGAAGACAUCGAGACACAAACAGACCUAAUGGCUUUGAAAAAGGAAAGCCAAGAACUGAAUAAAAUGGAAGAGAAUCAGUAUGACAAAGAUCAGGAUUUUAUGACUGGAGAACAAUCCACACAAAAUGAAAAGACUUCCUCACAAAAAAGAGGUCAAAAGACUGAAUCUACCAGUUAUUUCACUUGCUGUCAGUGUGGAAAGACUUUCAAUCAAAAACAAAACCUUGAUGUCCACAUGAGAAUUCACAAUGGAGAAAAGCCUUUCACCUGCCAACAGUGUGGAAAAAGUUUCACUCAAAAACAAAAUCUUAAAGUCCACAUGAGAGUUCACACUGGAGAAAAGCCUUAUACUUGCACUCAAUGUGGACAGAGUUUUACACAUAAAGGAAACCUUAAUGCCCACAUGAGAGGUCACACUGGAGAGAGUCCUUACACCUGUAGACUGUGUGAGAAGAACUUCUCACGAAAAGAAAGCCUUAAGACUCACAUGAGAAUUCACACUGGAGAGAAGCCGUUCAUAUGUGGUCAGUGUGGAAAAAGUUUCAGAUGUAAAGAAAACCUUAAUUGCCACAUGAGGAUUCACUCAAGAGAGAACUGUUUUAUAUGUCAUCAGUGUGGAAAGAGUUUUCCUGACAGGAACCACCUUAGAAAUCAUGUAACAACUCACAUUGGAGAGAAGCCUUUCAUGUGCCAUCACUGUGGAAAAACUUGCACAAACAAAGCAAUCCUUGAGAUUCACCUAAGAGUUCACACUGGAGAGAGGCCUUUCACCUGCCCUCAGUGUGGAAAGAGUUUCACAAAUAAAGGAAACCUUAACAUUCACAUGAGGCUUCACACUGGAGAGAAACCUAUCACAUGUCUUCAGUGUGGAAAGUGUUUCACAUAUCACACAGACCUGAAACGGCAUUUGCAAACUCAUUCUGGAAAAAAAUUGUAGUAUUCCCCAAUGCUGCAAGAGGUUUACGAAACAAUUUCAAAACUCACCUGCACAUUCACGGUUAUUUACGAGCGUGACAACCGUAUUUUGUAACCGAACUCACACCUGAAAAUUUUCAGGACUCACAACCGCAAACUUGCACUGUGUGAACGGAACAGGACUGGACAGCUAGUUGUCUGUCACAUCAUACAGUGCGAGAGACAGCCGCUCUGCUGCACAAACACGCGUCUACCGUGUGUUUCGUGUUUUCACGUUUGGUUUCGGUAACUUACAGUGAAGGAUAAAUGAGCUGUGUGUCAUCUGAAAGUUUUAAAUUCAGUUUUUCUCCUUCGGAGCCGCUCCCGUCAGUUUUGUGUUCUGCGCAUGACUUAAAUGCUACACUCUCUACCCUAAAAGCUGCUGUCGGUUAAUUGGACUCUUGUCCAUACUGUCUAUAGACAGUACUCGAGAUGCUACUGUAAGCUGCUGUGUGAACGGGACAUUUUGAGACUCACACCUGUAAAGAAAAUGCAGUUGUCAAUCCCAAAAACUGACAGUUUUAGCGUAGAUGUAGAUGCCUUAGAUGUUCUUAAGAUUAUCUUAAAAGUACUAAAGAAUAGUUUUUAGUAUAUUAAGUACAAAAUUGGUGCGUAAAAAUAGAGCACUACAUUAUGGAAGUGCACUUUUUUCACCUGGGUCUAGAGCAGUGGUUCCUAACCCUUGUCCUGGAGGCACCACAACACUGCACAUUUUGCAUGUCUCCUUAAUCCAACACACCUGAUUCAGGUCAUCAGAUCAUUAAUAGAGAUUCCAAGACCUGAAAUUGGUGUGUCAGAGAAAGAAGACAUGUAAAAUGUGCAGUAUUGGGGUGCCUCCAGGACCAGGGUUGGCAACCACUGGUCAAGAGGAUGACAGUUUUAUUUUGUUAUUUGUGUGGAAAAUGUUUUAAAUGGCUCAGCGGUUUAAAAUGGCAUCAGAAAAAUAUGCGUCUGUGUGAAAAUUAUUUUAAUUGUUUAGAGGUUUAACUUGUAUAUUUGAUUCAGUUUAAUAUGUCGGAAUCAACACAUUAGAUGAUAUUCAUCUAGCUUUAAAUAUUCCACAAUGUAAAUAAAAUAGAAAUGUAAACAAAGUAUACAAGCUAAACAAGUUUAUGUUGCCGGCUUAUGCUUAAAUGUUUUAACUAUGGCGCUAAAAUCGUCUCAGAAUUAAUGUAUUUACAAUAUAUUAUUAACAACUGCAUCAGCUAGGACAGGAAAAUAAAACACCAGGUGUCAGACAGCGUUUCGAACAGUGCUUGAAAAGCUAUUCUGAACACCAGGCGCGUAGAUGGCACUAGGGACGGGGGGGUACAUGACGCCCCCCAGAUUCAUAGUGACCCGACCCGGUCUCUACGAAAGGCAACAUCGGUAAACAGAGGAUUAAUCAGGGUUUCCGCUAUCUACAUUAGCCUAAGUAGUGGUGGCCCAGCCCGCCUCUCCUUAAAUGUGCACUAAGCAAUUUUGAAAAACGCUUUUGACCGCAGUGUCUGACCGAGUCUCAAAAGACACUUGUAGCCAAUCAGCAGUAAGGGGGCGUGUCUUGUACUGAUAGAGCGAAGAGAGCGCUCAAUUGACCUAUCGGUAAGCCCCUCCCCUCGAACGCAGACUAGCCAAUGGCAGUUGAGUAUCGGUUUCACGGGGAGCGGAACGCGGACAUCUUUAGGUUUCAGCACCAUAGAGAAACAUUGGAAGAUCCAAAGCUCGCAUCGGUUUUAUGGGGUUUAUGCUUCAAAAAUGGAAAAACAAUGUGUCUGGAGUACUUGUAACACUGAUUCCAGGUGUCCUGAGAGGAUGGGCAAUAUAAUUUAUUUUAUUACAUUUCCUGAAUCUAAACAAAACAGAGCACAAUCUCCCUAAGUAUUCACCCCAAUACAAGUGAAGACAAAAACUUUCAUUUUCUGGUUGUCAUACACUCAUUAAGUUACAGUUUUCAUCUGCUCAAGCAGAACGUUAAUGUUAUCUUGUGCUGUAGCAAGGUAUCUCUGGCUAAAACUAGCUAACGUUAAAGUUAGUAAGUCCAUGUUAAUGUACAAACUUAAAUAGCGGACUGUCCGCGAUCGUGACGACCGACCGUAAUAUGAGACUUCUCCCGCUUGCAUUGUGAUCUGUAAACCCUCCUGCAAAUUCCACCGUAUUUAUUUUUAAAUAUUUUAUAAAUCCCUCCAUGGAAUAUUUAAUUCCUAUUUAGUGGCCUUCUGUGUCCAAAAUUGUGCAAAAACAUUGUGGGACAAGUUUUUCACGCUGUAGCUGUCAUUGUAAGAUAGUGAGCAACUCCGUUUGUUUGUCCGAGGGAGCAAUAGCAACUAAUAGGUCAAUUUGAGUGCACAUGACGAAUAUUAGCAGAUCGACUAUAGAUAGAGAGAGAUGGCAUAUAAAAAAAAGAUAAAACAUUCAAAUGAAGGGUUACGAUCAGGCAAGAGGUAGGACCCGCGUAAAUAUCGGAACAGCUUUCCAGCGGUGGGGAGAACUCAAGGAGCGGGAAGGCCUGGAAUCUGACGUAGAGGUUGUGUUGUUUCUUUUUGAUAGGCGAGUAAUGUUGAUUUUGCUUUGUUUCACACAACUUCUCCAUGUUGGCUUUUGCUUGAAUAUGCUUGUGUGUCAUCUUCGCUUGUUUCCGCGAUCGUCGUUGCCAUGGUUGUGUACGUACGUGUGCGGGGGAGAUAUCAAAAUAGGGGCGAGGUCCUGUUGGGGUAUGGGCGUGUUUGUUUUGGUGCUUUCAAAUAUCAACAUCGUUUGGAAAAAAUCGCUUAGUGCACCAUUAAUUAUUGCCGCCACUGCUUCAGAAUCGGGUCAGGGCAGACGCAGGCUGACGCACAAUAAUAAUCUACCGGUCACCAUUACUUUGUACCCACGUUCUCACUACAAGCUGUUCUGUUGUCAAUACACACAACAUUCUCUGUGUGUGUAUGUGCUACGACUCCUGACCCCCGGAAUCCUAUGAGGAGCUGGUAGCUGCCUCAAUUGUGCCUGUAGCGGUAACCAUAGUGAACGUAUACUAUCGUCUAUGACAGAGCUGGUGAUUUUUCUGGACUGAAAUAAUUGGACUGGUGACAGCUUUCAGAUUCCUGGGAUUCCUGAGGAAUUUCAAACUGCCACUGGAGCUGCUGAUGCAGUUCUACACAGCUGUCAUCGAGUCUGGAUUCGCUCAGCUGUCAAAUCCGACAUCAGAAGGGCACUUUGAGCUAUUGAGAGAAGUACUGGUGCUGCCCUACCCACCCUUCAAGAACUGUAUACAUUCAGAUUGAAAAAAAGAGCUUAGAAAAUUGCUCUGGAUUUCUCACACAUUCUCUUUGAACUUUUGCUGUCUGGCUGGCGGUAGAGAGCAUUGAACACUAUAAAGCCCGGUACACACCAAGCCGACGGUUGGCCGUCGGGCAGUUUUUGUUCGUCGGCCGACGAAGUCUUCUCAGUGUGUUCCGCGCCGUCGGCUGAAGUUGGUCCUCGUCGGCUUGUUUUCGGCCGAUUCGACAUGUUGAAUCGGCGUCGGAGCUCGUCGGUCAGUCGGGCCAUCUGAUCAUUCUGAUUGGCUGUUCAGCUGGCGAACCAGUGCAGGAGAAAGGCGCAGAACGGACGUGCUACUUAACAGUCGGGUAUCGAGCGUCGGCUUGGUGUGUCAGGGCAACUUUGGACCCAGAAGCUGCCGACGUCGGCCGACCCCGCAGUCUGCUUUCGUCGGCACUAGUUCGUCGGCGUCGGCUUGGUGUGUACCGGCCUUAACAGCCAGGCAUAAGAAAACCUAUUUACCCCAGACAAUGAACAGUUCAUGUGGCCUGUUGUCCCCAACUGUGCAAUAAAACCUAUGUGCAAUAUUUCUUAUGUUUAAUACCCUACCUCUUCUUGUUCUAUUCGCUGUAUUACACUAUUUGUAUAUAGCACUUGUAUAUACAAGUAUACUUUGUUGUUUUGUCUGAGCUAAAUCACAUUAACCAAAAAAGCUUGUUUAUUUGCAAACAGCAAUUCACACAUUAAUAACAAUUCUAGUUCACAAAAUAUAAUUUGUACAUAAUCAAAUUUACAUCCAAGAAUUUACAAUUCUCAAAUACUACACACAAAUGUAUGUUUGCACAUUUCUGAAUGUUUCUGCAUGUACAGAUUGAAUCCGCAUUUGCAAGUCAGAAUGUGCACAUUUAUUCGCUACUGUAAAUUUGAGGAACUUGAAUAUAUUUAAAGCAAUUUUAUACUUGUACUUCACUACACAGAGGCAAAGUUUGAACUUUUUCUCCACUACAUUUUUCUGAAAACUUUAGUUACUACACAAGUUAUUUUUCUCGUAACUGUAGCAUUACUGGUUGCAUGGAGUUUGAAUGGUUUUGCUAUCAUUGUAUGGACAAGAGGUACUUGCAUCUGUGUCUCGAAAUGUUUUAAGCAGUUGUCAUCUAAUGAAGUUUGAGCACCAUUAGGACAUUUAUGUAUCUUUAAUAAGCAUGCCUUAGAAAAAAGAAAAAAACAUAACUUGUGUACAUCUUGAGACAAAACAAUGGAAUGUUAAGAUCAGUCAGUUCAAGUUUCUUUUAGUUAAAACAGCCCAGACAUGCAUUUUAGUUUGGGGCUAGGCGUAAGCGUUAUCUGUGAAACCAGGGGUAAAAUUUCAUGUUUCUAUCAAAGCUAAAGACAUUUUAGUGUUAAUGCUGUUAUGUUUCACAUUUAAAAGAGUUUCUGUUUUAAAGUUCUUGUGGGUAGCAGCAUUGUGCUGAAGAGUAGUGCUCAUGGUUGCAGGUGGCUACAUUUAACAUGUGCUUUGCUAACUGUUCAUUUUAAUAAACAAAACAUGCAUACCA
Messenger RNA from Onychostoma macrolepis, 5899 nucleotides. RefSeq names its product gastrula zinc finger protein XlCGF49.1-like. Gene Ontology annotation, cellular component: nucleus. The record is from RefSeq and is a predicted model, not a curated record. Lineage: Eukaryota; Metazoa; Chordata; Actinopteri; Cypriniformes; Cyprinidae. The transcript has 3 exons. Gene Ontology annotation, biological process: regulation of transcription by RNA polymerase II. The coding region runs from base 106 to 1104 and encodes 332 amino acids. Gene Ontology annotation, molecular function: RNA polymerase II cis-regulatory region sequence-specific DNA binding; DNA-binding transcription activator activity, RNA polymerase II-specific.